This is a messenger RNA of Girardinichthys multiradiatus, 1316 nucleotides long. RefSeq lists its product as uncharacterized. The transcript has 2 exons. The record is from RefSeq and is a predicted model, not a curated record. The coding region runs from base 478 to 1230 and encodes 250 amino acids. NCBI's taxonomy places the organism in Eukaryota, Metazoa, Chordata, Actinopteri, Cyprinodontiformes, Goodeidae.
UGCUACAAGGUGUAGCUCAUCUGAAAGCAAUCAGCUGGGCUUCUUAUGGAGUGGAAACCCAGAGGGAGGCGUCAGACCAGCUAGACCUCUGCUUCUGUGCAGAUUUCUCCGAUCACCUUGUUUUCUCCCCUGCCUUGCAGAUCGACCUUCUACCAAAGGCAUCUGUGGAAUCUCUCUGGUCUCCAGUCUCACUUGUGUCAUGUUCAGAGGAGUUUGGAAACUCCAGCCUCGACGCCCUACCCCUGAGCCUCCACUCUGCUUCCAACUCCAAACCCUUCUUCUCAGGAGCCACCUACACCUAACCAGGAACCUGCCUGUCCACCCUCCAACGUUAACUCUCCAACCACAGUGGAGUUUCCCGGAAGAGAAGAAGCACAAGCAAAGAAACAAAGUAAUUCACCUUCUAAAAACUAUGGACUGCCUGUCAGCCUCAAGCCACCGUGGAAAAAGGGACGUAUUACUCCCCCCGGCAUUACCAUGAACUCAACCCCUGGUGUUUGGGCUAAAAUAUUCCCCAAGGGCCAUUCUAACAAGUGGUGUCAGGAGUGGGAUUGGAGUCACAGAGUGGAGUUAAGGAUGACAAAAGAAAGAGAAAAGAAAAAGCAGGACCAACAGGUGGAGCCUGAUGAUGGAGUAAAGCCAUCCACUGCUCAGGGGGGCGCAGCAGCUAGCAACCCUGAGGAGAAGAUUGAGGAGCUUACAGAUUUGGUUAAAUCACUCAUUCGGUCUCAGGCAGCAAGAGAUCAGCAGAUGGAAAAAGAUGCCUCCCGUCAAGAGCAAAAAUGGAAAAGUAUGCAGCACCAGUUUCAGCAAAUACAGCUACAAGUUCAUGAAAUGCAGCAAGACCCUAGAGGUGAACCGCGAGAGUCUGGAGCAUGGCGGCCUCAAGCUGACAGUGAUCCAGGUGAGGGGACAAGCCAACCAACCAAUCCUAUUAGACCAGAGAGGGAUCUCAGCAUGCACAGUAAACCUAAAUUGCAUCCUCUUUCAUCUAAUGAUGAUAUUGAACAUUUUUUGACUUCUUUUGAAAGAAUGGCUCAAGUCUGUCGAUGGCCAAGAGAUGAAUGGGCUAUCCGGCUUAUUCCCCUACUGACUGGUAAGGCACGAAGUGCUUAUGUCUUAAUGGAUAUUGCAGACUCAGAAGAUUAUGAAAAGGUGAAGGCAGCCAUAUUGCAAAAAUAUGAGAUUACAGCUGAAACCUAUCGUCGACGUUUCCGUUCUUUGGACUAGAGGCUGACAUUUUUUCGGGAGUCCCACGGGUCACGGGAUUCCCAUGGGAAUCCCGCGGGACGGGAGACAGCAUUAGUAAAGAUCAC